Molecule: messenger RNA, 366 nt
Organism: Erinaceus europaeus (western European hedgehog)
Lineage: Eukaryota; Metazoa; Chordata; Mammalia; Eulipotyphla; Erinaceidae
Product: defensin alpha 5-like
Exons: 2
Coding region: 18-356 (112 amino acids)
Biological process (GO): innate immune response in mucosa; defense response to Gram-negative bacterium; cellular response to lipopolysaccharide
Cellular component (GO): extracellular matrix; extracellular region
Source: RefSeq, a predicted model, not a curated record
UCCACGUGACUCACAACAUGAGGACCUUAGCCCUGCUCUCUGUCCUUCUCCUGCUGGCCCUCCAGGGGAAGGCUCAACCUCUUGGUGAGACAUCUGACCAGUUGCCCACAACAGGUGACCAGGAGACAGAGACAGAGGACCAGGCUCCCAUGACAGAUGAUGAAGACACCACCAUGGACCAGCCUGGUGCUGGGAAUACAGGCAUGUCUAUCUCCUUGGAAGGUGAUGCUCAAGAUGCUUCAGGUUAUCAAAGAAGACUUAACUGCUAUUGCAGAAGCAGAAAAUGCAAACCUGGGGAGAAUCACACUGGGAGGUGUAUUAACAGAGGCAUGAGACAAAAUCUUUGCUGUCGCUGAAUCUAUAGAU